UAUUAAUGUAUGAAGAACAAUUUACUCAUGUGUCCGUAAGUAGAUUUUGUAAUAACAGACAAUUUUAUAAAACAACAAUCGACAACGUUCAAAAUUUUCAUCCAAAGCACAAAACGGAUUGCGACCUUAGUAAGUGCUACUCUAUAAAAUGGCAUGGAGAUUCCUUGAUGUAUAAAGCUAAAAUUUUAUGUUUGGCAGAAUCCGAAGAAGAUUUGGAAAUUCAAAUUAAAAAAUUGGGCUCCGGAAAUAGCAGAUUAAGGAUUCCAAAAUGUUAUCAUUCCGAGGAAAGUUUUUAUGGACAGAAUGAUGAAAGAAAUGAGAAUCAUAAUGAAGAAUCUGAAACUGAAGAGGAAAUUAAAAAGAAAAAUGAAGUCGAAUCACAAAAAAGGCGGCAGCAAAUAAUUUUAAAUAAAAAAAGAGAAGCCUUAACCAAUAAAAAUAUGCUGUCACAGACGUCAAGGCAAAAUAAAGAUGGAGCUGCUAAUGUACAAGCAAAUAGGACCAAUAAAAGAGAUGGGGCCGGAUGUAGUGGAGAGUUGCGUAGGGUGGUUGCUCCUGAGGAAAAUAGGAUUGAGAAUGGAGGGGGAUUAAAUGCGGGCGACAAUGGAGAUAGGAAUGAAGAAAGAAACAAUAACAAUGGAAAUGACAAUGAAAAUGACAAUGGAAAUGAAAAUGGAAAUGACAAUGGAAAUGACAAUGGAAAUGACAAUGGAAAUGAAAAUGGAAAUGACAAUGGAAAUGACAAUGGAAAUGACAAUGGAAAUGACAAUGGAAAUGAAAAUGGAAAUGACAAUGGAAAUGACAAUGGAAAUUUGAGAGUGGAAAUAAAUGAGGAAGGGCAGGAGCAACCACCUGCAAGAAACGAAAAUGCGCAAAAUCGACGCAGAUCUCGUCCGUCGUUGCCAAAACGCAACAUAAGAAUAGAAAAAAAUCUUCUGUCUAUUCCAGGUAAGUUUAACCUUCUGCUGACACACUGAAUCAUUUUUAUUUUAAUAAAUAAUUAAUUUAAAUUAAAUUAUUAGAGGUGUGCAAUAAGUUCGAAUAGCCGAGCCGGGCCGCAAUUUUUUCGA
Molecule: messenger RNA, 1070 nt
Organism: Leptopilina heterotoma
Lineage: Eukaryota; Metazoa; Arthropoda; Insecta; Hymenoptera; Figitidae
Exons: 5
Coding region: 6-977 (323 amino acids)
Source: RefSeq, a predicted model, not a curated record